This is a messenger RNA of Trichosurus vulpecula (common brushtail), 2338 nucleotides long. RefSeq names its product vacuolar protein sorting 4 homolog A (gene VPS4A). NCBI's taxonomy places the organism in Eukaryota, Metazoa, Chordata, Mammalia, Diprotodontia, Phalangeridae. The record is from RefSeq and is a predicted model, not a curated record. Gene Ontology annotation, molecular function: ATP binding; ATP hydrolysis activity. The coding region runs from base 255 to 1568 and encodes 437 amino acids. Gene Ontology annotation, biological process: endosomal transport; vacuole organization. The transcript is spliced from 11 exons.
GGUGGGGCCUGGCUAGGCCGCUCUAGGCCGCGCUCGCCGUCCUCUCGGCGGCUCUCUCCCCCUCGCUGGCUCGCUCGCGGUGGGUUCGGAGCCGAGCCGAGCGGAGCCGAGGCCGCCCAGCCGGGGCUCCGCCCGCUGCGCGUCCCCUUCCACCCUUCGGCCCGUCCUGGACCCAGCGUCCUCGGCCUCCCGCAGGGGCCCGCACCGAGGCCGGAACCAGCGCCGCGGGCUGCCGGGGCCGCCCGGGAGAUGAAAUGACAACUUCAACUCUCCAGAAGGCCAUUGAUCUGGUGACGAAGGCGACAGAGGAGGACAAAGCCAAGAACUAUGAGGAGGCAUUGCGGCUCUACCAACACGCUGUGGAAUAUUUCCUACAUGCAAUCAAAUAUGAGGCACACAGUGACAAAGCGAAGGAGAGCAUCCGGGGAAAGUGUAUGCAGUACUUGGACCGGGCUGAGAAGCUGAAGGAUUACUUACGGAAUAAAGACAAGCAGAGCAAAAAGCCAGUGAAAGAGGCUCCAAAUGACAGCAAAGGAAGUGACAGCGACAGUGAAGGAGAGAAUCCAGAGAAGAAGAAGCUGCAAGAACAGCUAAUGGGGGCCAUCGUCAUGGAGAAGCCCAACGUUCGGUGGAAUGACGUGGCUGGACUGGAGGGAGCCAAGGAAGCGCUUAAAGAGGCCAUCAUCCUGCCAAUUAAGUUCCCACACUUGUUCACAGGCAAGCGCACCCCCUGGAGAGGGAUCCUGCUCUUUGGACCUCCUGGCACAGGAAAAUCUUACCUGGCAAAGGCUGUGGCAACAGAAGCCAGCAACUCCACCUUCUUCUCUGUGUCCUCCUCAGAUCUGAUGUCCAAAUGGCUGGGGGAGAGUGAGAAGCUCGUCAAAAACCUCUUUGAGCUGGCCAGGCAGCACAAACCCUCCAUCAUCUUCAUUGAUGAGGUGGAUUCCCUCUGUGGAUCUCGGAAUGAGAAUGAGAGCGAGGCUGCCCGGAGGAUCAAGACGGAGUUUCUGGUCCAGAUGCAGGGGGUCGGGAACAACAAUGAUGGCACCUUGGUCCUGGGCGCCACAAACAUCCCAUGGGUGUUGGAUUCAGCCAUUAGGAGGAGGUUUGAAAAACGAAUUUACAUCCCCCUGCCUGAGGAAGCAGCCCGGACCCAGAUGUUCCGGCUGCAUCUUGGGAACACCCCACAUAGCCUCACCGAGGCCAACAUCCUUGAGCUAGCCCGAAAGACAGAGGGCUACUCGGGAGCAGACAUCAGCAUCAUCGUGCGGGAUUCUCUCAUGCAGCCUGUACGAAAAGUGCAGUCAGCAACACACUUCAAAAAGGUUCGGGGUCCUUCUCGCACCAACCCUGGAGUCAUGAUAGAUGACCUUCUGACCCCCUGCUCUCCAGGAGACCCUGGAGCCAUUGAGAUGACUUGGAUGGAUGUACCCAGUGACAAGCUAUUGGAGCCUGUGGUAUGCAUGUCAGACAUGCUUCGGUCUUUGGCCACCACUCGACCCACCGUCAAUGCAGAAGACCUUCUGAAAGUGAAGAAAUUCUCAGAGGACUUUGGACAGGAAGGUUAAAAGCUUCUGUUGGGGUGAUGAUGAGGGGGGAGGUUGACCAGGGGAAGUCCAUGGCACUUCCUCUCCCCAUGCCAGCAGCCAGACCGGGCCCCACGUGGCUCAUCCCAGAGUCACCACAGAAUCCACUUUGCUGUCUGGUAAGCACCUGGGAAGCAAGGAGGAUGGGCUUCUCCUACAGCCUCAGAGACACUGGAGCACAGCUGGUACAUGAUGGAGCCUGGGUUCUACAUGUGUCCUCCUUUCCAAAAGCUCACUACUCCUUUUCCUGACUCUCCCUGUCUUGUUUUUUUAACUUUUUUUUUGUAAUUAUUCUAAAUUAAUGCUGCUUGGAUUUUUGUCUUGUUUAUAAAUAAAAAUAAAAUCACCCAAAAGCUUCAGGGAGUGGAAUGAUCCCAUUCCUGUAGUGGUCAGCUCAGCCAGCCCUUUCCUCCUCCUUUCUCUUUAUAGCCGUGUCCUAGUUCUUGAGAAAAGGCCAUCUGAAGCCCUUUGGCUCCUCGUCCUAAAUAUUUCCUAAGAUCGUCAGGAACCUUGCCGGUGUCACUUUGAGGCUAGGUAUACACGGACUUGUUUCUUCUGUGCAGGAGGAGGAGACGACUUCUGCAAAUGAAAAACUAUUCAAGUCAAAAGAAAUUAGGUGUGUAGUGAAGACUGUUGGCCCAUUUUUCACAGCUGCCUUUUCCUCCUUCUGCCUGUGGGAACAGAGCAGUGUUACUGCACUUAAGUAACUCCCUCUCCUGGAAAUGGUCUAAUAAACCUUUUUCCCCUCCUGA